Messenger RNA from Engraulis encrasicolus (European anchovy), 1303 nucleotides. It is a transcript of the gene rfc5, whose product is annotated as replication factor C (activator 1) 5. Lineage: Eukaryota; Metazoa; Chordata; Actinopteri; Clupeiformes; Engraulidae. The transcript has 11 exons. Gene Ontology annotation, biological process: DNA-templated DNA replication; DNA repair. Gene Ontology annotation, molecular function: ATP hydrolysis activity; DNA binding; ATP binding. Gene Ontology annotation, cellular component: DNA replication factor C complex; nucleus. Bases 86 to 1093 code for a protein of 335 amino acids. The record is from RefSeq and is a predicted model, not a curated record.
GGAACCAAAUCCAGCGCGCCAAAGACUUCUGUUGUGCCCGGUUGUGCCACCUUGCUUUUGCACCGUACAUAUCAAGUUUAUUGUCAUGGCAUCGACUAACAAAGUGCCUUUAGAACAAAGGAAUCUACCCUGGGUAGAAAAAUACAGACCGCAGACUCUUGAUGACUUGAUCUCCCACAAAGAUAUUCUGACCACAAUCCAAAAGUUCAUUAGUGAGGACAGACUGCCCCACUUGCUUUUCUAUGGGCCACCUGGAACUGGAAAAACAUCAACCAUUCUUGCCUGUGCUAAACAACUUUACAAAGAGAAAGAAUUCAACUCCAUGGUUCUUGAGCUAAAUGCUUCAGAUGACAGGGGUAUUGAUGUCGUACGAGGGCCCAUCCUGAGUUUUGCGAGCACCAGGACCAUUUUCAAGAAGGGCUUUAAAUUGGUGAUAUUGGACGAGGCUGAUGCGAUGACCCAGGAUGCCCAGAAUGCGUUGAGGAGAGUCAUUGAGAAGUUCACGGAGAACACCAGGUUCUGUAUGAUCUGCAACUACCUGUCGAAGAUCAUCCCUGCCCUCCAGUCCAGGUGCACGCGCUUCCGUUUCGGCCCGCUCUCUCCAGACCAGAUGGUCCCACGCCUGGAGCACGUAAUCCGCCAGGAGAACGUGGACAUAACACCAGAUGGCAUGAAGGCUGUGGUGACCCUCUCGGGAGGAGACAUGAGACGCUCACUCAACAUUUUACAGAGUACGAGCAUGGCCUACGGGAAGGUAACGGAGGACUCUGUCUACACCUGCACUGGGCACCCUCUCAGGGCUGACAUCGCCAGCAUCCUGGACUGGUCUCUCAACAAGGACUUCACCACCGCCUACAACUUAAUUUUGCAGCUGAAAACUCUGAAAGGGCUGGCUCUCCAUGACAUCCUGACUGAAGUCCAUCUCCUAGUUCACAGAGUUGACUUCCCUCCUACUAUUCGAAUGGGGUUACUCAUCAAGCUGGCUGAUAUCGAGUAUCGUCUGGCUUCAGGGACCAGUGAGAAGAUUCAGCUGAGCUCAAUGGUUGGAGCUUUUCAAGCCGUCAGAGACCUGGUGGUCAGUGAAGCUUCAUAAAUUAGCAAGAAACACUUUGGUCAUUGGAUCUUUGCCCUCAGCUUUAGACAGUAAACUUUCUAAACAGCAUUUUAUUUGUAAACAGCAAUCUUGCCAAUAGAAACGGCAGAACAGACCUGGACAAAGUCACAUUUAACACAUGUACAGAAUCAUUUGUGUAAAGCAUACAUACAUUCAUCAGAAGUAAUAAAUAAAUAGAUUUUUUUUAUA